Closterium sp. Yama58-4 is the source of this 366-nucleotide messenger RNA. Lineage: Eukaryota; Viridiplantae; Streptophyta; Zygnematophyceae; Desmidiales; Closteriaceae. The record is from the annotation of a GenBank genome assembly.
AUGUCUCACCAGGUGGUGGCAGCCACCAACUGGGCUGACAUCCUAGACCCGGCUCUCAUGCGCUCGGGGCGGCUGGGCAGGAAGAUUGAGUUCCCUCACCCCACUGAGGAGGCCCGAGCUCGCAUUCUGCAGGUGAGGGGAUGUCAGAUCCAUUCACGGAAAACGAACGUUCACCCGGAUGUGAACUUUGAGGAGCUAGCGCGGUCAACAGACGAUUUCAAUGGUGCUCAACUCAAGGCCGUCUGUGUAGAGGCCGGCAUGCUUGCCCUGCGCCGCGAUGCCACUGAGGUGACACACAAAGACUUUAAUGAAGGAAUCAUUCAAGGGCAGGCCAAGAAGAAGGCUAGCCUUAACUACUACGCAUAA